Molecule: messenger RNA, 1165 nt
Organism: Vigna unguiculata (cowpea)
Lineage: Eukaryota; Viridiplantae; Streptophyta; Magnoliopsida; Fabales; Fabaceae
Product: 21 kDa protein pseudogene
Source: RefSeq, a predicted model, not a curated record
CCUUUCUCUGAGGUUUCAACAAGUCACUUAUCUUCCCAAACUUAAUUUUAUUUCGUAUCCCUCUGUUCUACUUCAUAUUGCAGUCAAAUCAAUUUUCUCAUUGUUCUCUCUACAAAGUGAGUCAAUGGCGUGGAGGCGUGGAGGAGAGAUGGUAAAUCAGUGUUAGGCAGGGAGACACAUACACAACCUAAUUACUGUGCUUCAAUUUUCACCACUACAUAAGGGACCAUCAAAUUGCCAUCUUUUACUACUACAUUCAUCAUCCUAAGACUCCAUUGUUCACAAAAUCAUAACCAUGGCAACAAAGCUUCUGUGGCUUUCUCUGCUGAUUCUAAAUCUGCUCCUUCACACGUCUAGCACCGUGGGAUCCGAAACUGCGGCAACAGACUUCAUCAAGUCCUCAUGCAAGGAGACAAGGUACCAGGUGGCGUGCGUUAAAACGCUCUCAGGCUACGGCAGCAAGAUUGGGAAGAGCGAGCAAGCACUAACGAGCGCUGCGCUGAGCGCGAGCGUAUCGAAGAUUGUAUCAUGCGUAUCGUCUCUUAAGGAAAUGGAGAAGGCGAAGGAACUGAAAGCAAGAGAGCUGAAAGCGGUGCGAGAUUGCAUAGAGAACAUGAAUUAUAGCGUGGAUAGUCUUAACCGAUCGGUGAAGGAGCUGGACCUGCUGGGUAAUCCGAAGGGGAAGGAUUCACGGUUGCACGUGAGCAAUGUUCAGAGUUGGGUUAGUGCUGCUAUCACUGAUCAGGACACGUGUAUUGGCAGCAUUACUGAUGCUAGUUUCAAGUCUUCCAUCAAACAUAAGCUUCUGGAUGCUUCUCAUGUCACCACUAAUGCUCUUGCAUUGGUUAAUCGCUUGGCCUCCAACUACCACACUCAGACGCCAUGAUCAUGUCUGCUUAAAACAUUCGUUUCUUCCAUUAUUUUCCUGCUUUCGUAUGUUCAUUAUGCCCUCUGCAAUGCAUAUGCAUGCUGUGUAAGUGUAAGUGGGCAAUAUAAUUGUUGUGCUUCAAUUGUAUUCCUGAUUAAUAAAUUUGUGGCUAUGUCUUUGCCUCAAACCCCAUAGUUGUUCACUACGCUUAUUGGUUUUUAUUAACCAAUAACAGCAACCUUCCUUUGUAAACGGGAGACCGAGUGUAGUUGAUCUUCCAUGAUACAUACACGUAUC